Messenger RNA from Brassica napus (rape), 1162 nucleotides. Its product is annotated as defensin-like protein 171. NCBI's taxonomy places the organism in Eukaryota, Viridiplantae, Streptophyta, Magnoliopsida, Brassicales, Brassicaceae. Bases 190 to 558 code for a protein of 122 amino acids. The transcript has 3 exons. The record is from RefSeq and is a predicted model, not a curated record.
UCAUUAUUCCAUAUUUAUAUAUUAUUAUCAUAAUUACAGUCAAUUUUCCAAAAAUAUAAUAAUAAUAAUUAUUAUUAUUAGUUGUGUUAUAAUGGUCACCUCAUCAUCCUAUAAAUCUCUCCUUAGUGUUACCCAAAAUUUAGAGUCUUUCAAUAUUCAAUAAACAAGUAACUAAAUCUAGAAAUACAAAUGUCUAACGCAAAAUUUUCAGUUGUUUUCCCCAUCAUCUUCCUUAUAAUGUUUGCUUUAGUCGAGGAUAAUAUGGGAUGUGAGGCGAGUCUUGGUGAUUGUCGUAUAUGCGGAAUAAAAUGCAGUUAUUACGGAAGACAUGCAGAGGCUCACUGUAUCGGUGGUAUUUGUGUUUGCGACUAUCCUUUUGAUGAUAGUAUGGGAUGUCAGGCAAGUCUUGGCGAUUGCCGCAUAUGUGCAGUCAAAUGCAGUGCUUAUGGAAAAGGUGCAGAGGCUCACUGUGAUUACCGCUAUGACGGUGGUGCUUGUAUUUGCGACUUUCCUUGUAAAGAAUAUAAGCCUCCUCCUGGUUCUCCACCAAAACUUUAAGAUGAAAAAUUAUUCAAAAUUAAUAAGAAGAAAUAAUACUUUGAAUCUCAUAAUCAUAGUUGCUGCAGUCUUUCAUAGUAUUGUAAAUAAUAAUUCUGUGAAACUUUGAUAUCAAUAAAAUUUAUAGAACACAAAACUAGUUGCAGUUAGAAUUCUAAAUUAGAAUUAGACCUAAACAUAAAUAGGAUUUAAAGUUUGAUGUAAAUCGAUGAAAUCAAAUUAAAACGAUAACCAACAACUAGAGUUGGACAUUCAAAAAAUCUUGGGGGUUCGUUUUAGAAUAUUUUUACACCAAUCACCUUCAACCGCUCUUCAACUGUCUGUGUAUAUCAUGUUACCAUUUAACUCUUUAUUUAAACACAUUUUAAAGUUCUAAACUUUUACCGUCGUGGGAUAAAAGUUCGACUCCAUAUUACACAUAAAUGUCGUUUAAUACCAAUAUGUUACCAAUUAUAUACUGAAAUUUAACCUGAAUAAAAUCCAAUUAGAAAUUAAACCACAAUUUCAACACAUACAUCCCCAAACUUAAUGGAGUUCCUAAACGUCUUGAUAUCUCUAUAAAAAUAAUUGAGAAGUCAUUUUCCUAUGUAUCGCGCUCACGUUA